Messenger RNA from Aspergillus terreus NIH2624, 2790 nucleotides. RefSeq lists its product as uncharacterized. Gene Ontology annotation, biological process: carbohydrate metabolic process. The record is from RefSeq and is a predicted model, not a curated record. Gene Ontology annotation, molecular function: hydrolase activity, hydrolyzing O-glycosyl compounds; chitin binding. Bases 1 to 2790 code for a protein of 929 amino acids. The transcript has 8 exons. Lineage: Eukaryota; Fungi; Ascomycota; Eurotiomycetes; Eurotiales; Aspergillaceae.
AUGAAUCUCCUGAAUUUCGCCAAAGCCGUGGCUUUGGCCACAGCUCUAGCAAAUUCGGCAGUGCUCGCCGCCACCAGUGGUACCUGCUCAGAAACCCAGCGGUGUGUAAGCGGAUGCUGCAGCACCAGUGGCUACUGUGGUUUUGGUCCCGACUUCUGUGGAGAUGAUGUCUGCGUUUCGGACUGCGAUGCCCAGGCAGAGUGCGGUCUCUACGCGCCUGUUGUCAACACAACUUGUCCCCUGAAUGUGUGUUGUUCGCAGUUUGGCUUCUGUGGUACGACUGAAGAGUUCUGUGGUGCUGGAUGUCAGAGUGGAUGCGACGAUGUCGUCCAGCCUUCGUGCUCUGGAACCUCCAGCAAGCAGGUAUAUGCCGGCUAUUACGAAGCAUGGAAUUAUCAACAUCCAUGUGAUGUGCUUCUUCCUUCCGAUAUCAACGUUAACCCUUGGACGCAUAUAUUCUACAGCUUUGCCGGCAUCGAUACCAGUAGCUCUCGCAUCAUCACAACCUACGAUCAUGACGAUGAGUACAUGAGAGACCUUGUUGCGCUCAAGAAAAAGAAGCCCUCUCUUAAGGUCUUUAUCUCUGUUGGUGGCUGGGACCUCGGAGGAGAGCCUUUCUCAGACAUGGUGCGCUUCUCGGGAACACGCAAGGCCUUCAUCGGAUCUGCCACUUCGUUCAUGGAAGAGUAUGGCUUUGAUGGUAUUGAUAUUGACUGGGAGUAUCCGGCUGCCAGUGAUCGAGGUAGGAGAGCUAAAUAUCCAACAUCCAAGUCGGUAUUUGAAAGGGUUCGAUAUCAAAGUACAGAGAUUGCGGACGGCCUGAAUCUCUUGUGGCGUAACAACAUCGACCCGGCAAAAGUCCUCCUCGGUCUGGGCUUUUACGGUCGAUCCUUCACUCUUAAAGACACGACUUGCACCACUCCCGGUUGCCCCUUCGACAAAUCGGCAUACGAAGCUGGUGGUGCGACGCCGGGAAAGUGCACUGGCACCAGCGGCAUCUUGUCCAACUACGAGAUCAAUCGGGUGUUGGAACAGUAUAGCCCAGAUGUCAUAUACAGUGACGAAGCGGCUGUCAACUGGAUCACUUGGAAUGAGAAUCAAUGGGUUUCUUUCGACAAUGCUAAAACUCUGAAGCAGAAGGCCGACUUUGCUAAUAGCAAGUGCAUUGGGGGCCUAUUCGCCUGGGCUCUUGACGAAGGUGGUCCUGGGUCCCUUGGAGAUCCCAACGACCUUGACCCCUCGGAUACCUCGAUGAGUGGUGCUAAGCUCGACGGUGGAAGCGACGGAUCAGGCGACAUUUAUAUUGAUCAGUCUGUCCUUGAUCCAGAUUCCAAUACUGCCACGGCCAUUGCCCCGGCUAAUCUCAUCGUCGCGCCCUCCACGUUGUCGACGAUGACCACAUUCACGAUCGAGCCCUUGGUAACGCCCAUCGAGAUAGCUUGGACCACGACGAAGACAGUAACCGUCUCCGGGGCUGCCACUGUGACCACGACGGUCACUCGGAUCGUGGAGACUACGACCUUUGCAAUGCCAACCAUCACCACCAACGUCAUCAACUGGUGGAACUGGAACCUGACCCAGGCGAAUCUUACACAGAGCACGACGACUCUCUUCCCUAGCGUUACUCUCGAGCCCAUUGUCUUCCAAGAUUCGUCCAAUGACACCAACGGGACAUUCCCUGUAGGCACCGCUUAUCGCACCCUCUAUCCACCUCCCUGGCCAUGGUCCACGACUUCCCUACCGAUCCAGCUCCCUACACCCACAAUCACCUUCACGCAGGGGCCCCCAGGCCCGACUUGCACCGCAGGUUGCGGAACCAAGUGUUCCUCCUACUGCGAUACACCAUGCCUGAUCUGUGAUGAUCCCAAGGCGAAUGAGGGCUGGAAGGACCCCGCGGAUCCAAAGCCCCCUCGGCAUUCAAAAUGUUCUGGCCCGGACUGUCGCAACAAUCAGUGCGUUGGCCCGUUGUGCGUGAAAAAAGGAUGUACAGGUGACGAUUGCGACCCCUCUUCAUCGGCCUGUCUGGGAUCUCGUUGCGAGGAGACUGGUUGUCGUGGGUCGGGGUGCGGCGACGACGGCGAGUGCACCGGCUCGGACUGCCAAAAGGUCGGCUGCUACGGCAACCACUGUAUUGGCGGGACGGGCCUCUGUCUGAGCCCCGGCUGUAUCUCGCUGGGCUGCAUCGGUCCCCUCUGCGAUAAGGUGACAGGCGAGUGUUCCGGCCCUGACUGCCACAAGGUCAGCUGUUCCGGACAGAACUGUCGGAAUGGGGUGUGCACAGGCGAGGGUUGCGAGCCGGGUGAAUCUGACUGCGAGACCAACGAGGCUGAUAUAUGCACGGAGUAUAUCUCAUCCUCCCUGGAACCUAUCGCGUCUACCUACACUACGACUACUUCGACCUCUUGCCAGACCAUCACUGCUUGCGAUGCCGAGCCCACCACAACGACGACGACCAUCUCCGGCCACGUCGCCGCUGAGACGCCGUACAAGUAUUAUCACUGGACCCUUGACAAGGCUGUAGCCAGCAGCGUGGCCAGUUCGAUCGAGAAGGACUUGUCUUCCCUGCACGCGACCACCACCAGUACCACCACCUCAAGUACCACCACCAAAACCACCUCGACCACGGCUUCAACCACGACGGACGCCUUUAGCCCCGCAGAAACGGAGCUUUCCUGUAAGGACAACUCAUGGAUGUGCGGUCACUUCACCGGCGGUAAUUUCCGGGCAUUCUGCGAUGUCGCAAAGAGCUACCUGCGUGGGAACGAAAUUUACGGGUUCGUACACCACUGA